UUCAUCACAACUCACCACCUCCUCACUCUCCUCCGUACCUCCAGUCUGGCUCGCACCUUCUUCGGACAAGUCAUACAUACAUACGGAUUAACCGGUGCUGUUACAACCUGCGUCUACCAGUUGCGGAUUUUGUAGCCGCACAGCAUGCUGUUGUUAUGCAGGAUCGAAGCUUCUCUCUCCGUUAUAACCCUGCUCCGCGCUUCUCCGAUAUAAACCUUAAUCCUUGAUCUCAAUCCUCCAGCGAAACCCAUGCGAUCUUGAUCCAAUGGCUCAGGAGCUUCGGAAUUCGCAGGAUCUUCCGUUCGUGCCGUACGAGGCGGUUGUGAUCUGCGCAGAGGCGGACGGGGUAGCUCCGGCGCUGCUGCUGCGGCCCAAGGCGGAGUUUGUCUCGCGAUGGACUCCGCACACGGAGCAAGGCGGGGAGUACCUCUUCAACAUGCCAGAUGGCUUCGCGCGAUUGGCUUUGGAGCAUCGCGUGCGCCCUAAGCGAGGCCUGCGCGCGGCGUUCCUCACGUCUCUGGGCCCGGAUGCCGCCGCUGAUGUAGGGUGCGUGCUGUUCCGGCUGAAGCUGGAGGGCCAUGGCACGGUGGAGAUAUGCGGGCCACCGGGCACUGCUGCGUACUGCCACGCGCUACGACACUCCGUUGGAUGGAAGCACCCAAAGGUGUUUGUGCGUGAAGCGGAUCCAGGGGACCAGCCCGUGUUUGAGGACGGCAAUGUGCUGCUCCUCCCUCUCUUCACCCACACCGCCUCCCUCUCCCUCUGCUUCUGCUGCUACCGCCGCCGCCUAGCCCUUCGCCUUGCUGCCCGAUCAACUGGCUCUGCUGCUGCUGCUACUGGGAGCUAUGGAGUGGGUGUAAGAGGGGGUGUGAGGGGAGAGGGUGGGGCUGGAGGCGGAGGAUCAGGGGCAAAGGUUACUGGUAACCACACUGCAGGAGUGGGGAGUGGAGGGCGAGGGAAUGGGGGAGAGGCAGGCGAGGAGAAUGGUUGCUGCUGUGCUGGUGAUGCAGGUGAUGAUGGUGAUAGUUCUGACGAUGAUGAUGAUGGUUCUGUGGGAGUGUACAGCUCAGGGGAUGGUGGGGUUGAAGGUGGGGAAACCGAGAGUGAGGGAGAGGGUGAGAGUGGGAGUGAGAGUAGCAGCUCUAGUUCGGGCUCGGAACGCAAGGACUCCCCAGGCAAGGUGGCAUUGAUCAGUGAUGCCAAGAAGCCUCGAUGCGCCAAGGAGACUCAGGAGGAAGCACAAAAGAAAGGAACUCUGGGGAAGAGAAAGGCACCCAGUACUGACUCGAGCGACAGCGACAGUGAGAGUGAGGAAAAGGUGGAAGAGAAGAGUGAGAAAGCGAGUGAGGGAGAGAGUGGGAGUAGCAGCGAGAGUGAGGGUGAAAGCUCUAGUGGGAGCCAGGGAGGGGAGAAAUCAGCAUCGAAGCUGUCACGGGAGGAGCUCUUCGCUCGCAUGGACGAGGUCUUUCUCAGGGGGGAUGGCCGGGGGAACGCACUCCACUCACUCUUCCCUGCCUCCCGCGGCUUGACCACUGGCCCAGCCCUCGGACUGAACCUGAGACGAAGCCUGAGGCAGCGUCACGGACAGAGCGGGGAGCGGAGAGAACUUCGCAGGGGAAAGCAGGAGCAGGGGCAGGGGGAGGGGAAAGGAGGUGGUGCACGAGGUGGUGGAAGUGGUGGUGGGGAAGGGAAGAGAGCUGGCUUUAGCUCUGAUGGUAAGCCGGCCGCCGCCGGCCCUGGCAUGGGUGGUGUGGCUGGGAGGGGAAGUGAGAAGGAGGAGGAUGAUCUGAUUGUGAUUGAGAAGGUGAGGGCGACUGAGGUGAUUGUUCUGGAGACCGAUAGUGAGGAGGGGGAGGAGGAGGAGGAACAGGAGGAAGAGGAGGAGGAGGGGGAAGGGGAGGAGGAGGAGGAAGAGGGGGAGGAGGAAGAAGAGGGGGAGGACGAGGACGAGGAGGAGGAUAAGGGGGAGGAGGUGACGGGGGAAGAGGAAGAGGAGGAAGAGGAGGAAGAGGAGGAAGAGGAGGAAGAGGAGGAAGAGGAGGAAGAGGAGGAAGAACAAGAAGAGAAGGAAGAGGGUGAAGAUGAUGAGGAGGAGGAGGAGAGUGAGGAGGAUGAGGAGAGAGGGGAGCAACAUGCGAAGAAUACAAGCAAGGGGAAGGCGAAGACAUUGACGACAAGGGAAGCACCAGAGAGGAGAUCUGCCAAGCGGCUGAAACUGACAGCAGGCAAGCCGCGAGGCGAAAGCGUCGUAAGUGACCAAGCCCAACGUUCCCAGAGACAGCUAUCGCUGGGCGUAUCUUUCUCCGGUUUCGACACAAGCACGGCACUAAAAGCCACCAACUCCGCGCCCCACUCCUGCUCCUCCGCUGCUGUGGCUGCUGCGCUUGCCCCUGCUGCUGCUACCUCGAUAUGGGCCCCUAUUGAAGCCGCAACGGAAGCCAAGGCGAGCGGAAAACGCGGCUCAAAGAAGCCUGGAAGGCAGGUGAUGGCGGGGAAAGGAGCAGCAGCAGGUGCAGCAGCAAGUGCUGGUGCUGCUGCUGGUGCUGCUGCUGGUGCUGGUGCUGGUGCUGGUACUGCUGCUGCUGCUGCUGCUGCUGCUGCUGCUGGUGUCCAGUCGAGACCCCUUCCUGCACUGGCUGCUGUGGCGCCGCUCCCUGCGUGGGACAGUCUUCCGCCUCUAGGCGACUAUGAGAACGCCCUGUAUGCUAUCAGCCGCGUCGACGGUUCAGUGCACACCGUUGCAGAGGCUCUUGCUGCUGCAACUGCUGCUGCUGAUGGUGGUGGUGGUGGUGCUGCUGCUGCUACUGCUGCUGCUGCUGCCGCUGCUGGUGCUGCUGCUGCUGCUGGUGCUGCUGGUGCUACAGAGGCUGCUGUGGCCCGUGGUUGUUUCAGCCCCCUGUCAGUGAGCAACCAAGGAGCGAACUACUCACCUCUGGUCGGCGGGUUAGGGCACAGUGGCGGUGGAGCGGGGACCAGAAGGGAGCGGCUGGCAAUGGCUGGGAAAAUCGUGCCUCAGAUGGCGGGCUAUGUGGUGUUCUUUAAACAGGCUGGGACUGCUAUUCUGAUCACGGAUUGUAGCAGCGCUGAGGAAGCUGCCGCGCUGCUUCCGAUUGCGUCGGUCUGCAGUGGGUGUAUGGCUGGUGCUGGGGGUGGUGAGGGAGGGGGAGGGGCGGCUGGGGAGGGAAAAGGGAAGGGGUUGUGUCACUGCGGCAGCGGGUUUAAGGCAGGUGGUAAGGCAGGAGUCUGCAGUGCUGCUGCUGCUGCGGCUGCUGCUUCUGUUGGUGUUGCUGCUGGUAAUGCUAAGGUGCCAGAAGUGGGUCCCCUCACAGUGGCAUUCCACCUCAGCGCUCGAAUGAUGCUGUCCUCGCCAGCUCAUCGCGCGCUGGUUGACAGGCUGGCAACGCCUCGUGUGCUGACAGGGGGCCUGACGGCACCUGGUGUUUCCUCUCCCGUGGUGACGCAAGCUCCUGGUAUGGCUCAAGGCAAAAUGAGCCGGGUACUAUUUGAAAAUCCCAAAAAAAACCAUCAGAAUCAUCAUCAGCAGCAGUGGCAGCAGCAGCUGCAGCAGCAGCAGCAGAAGAGGAACCAGCUGGUGUGGCAGCAGGGGCCUAGGAGGAGCCAGCGAGAGAUUCACCAACAGCAGCAGCAGCAGCAGCAGCAGCAGAUUCAGCAAGCACUACAGCGUGGCCAGGAACAAAGCUUGUCCUCACCGCCACCGCUGCUAGAGGUGCGACAGGUGCUGGCCCGUGCAGGCCCCAAGGAAUACGGAUUCAUCAGUACGCUGAAGCAGCUAUGCCGGCUUCAUGCCAUAGACCCCGCAGUUUUCCCCUUGCCGGGGCAGCAGGGAUACGGGUCGGAUAAGGGGAUAGUGAAGGAGGGAGUUGUGCCAGGGAAGGAAGGCUGUACAGUAGAUGCUGUUUUGGAGGUGAGAGAGAGGCUGCUGCACGGUGGGAGGGGUGAAGGGGCCAGGGCUGGUAGGAUGGAGGAGAGGGAGAAGGGGAGAGGGGUUGAAGAGGAGGAGGAGGUAGAUAGGAGUAUGUUUGGGAGAGGGGGUGGGGGAAGGCGUGGGGGUGUGGUGGCAGGGAGGCUGCUAAUGCAGGUUGGGAUUGGAGUAGGGGAGGUGGCUGAGGAUGUUGCGGGAGGGGAUAGGGCAGGGGGUGCUGUGGGGAGUGGGUCGGGGGGAGGUGGAAGGAGAGGUGGGAGGAGUGGGGAGAGGUGCAGGGUGGUUCAUGCGUGUGUGGAGUAUGACAAGUGUCCUGAGGUUGUGGAUCCAGUUAAGGUGUGGGAAGAGGAGAAGGAGAGGGAAAGGGAGAAAGAGAGGGAAAGGGAGAAAGAGAGGGAAAAGGAGAAAGAGAGGGAAAAGGAGAAAGAGAAGGAGACGAAGGAGGUGGAAGGGGAGAAAGAGGAGGCUAGGGAGAGGAAAAGGAACGGCAAGAAGAAGAAGGGAGAGGCGAGAGCAGGUGACAAGGGGGCCGAGAAUGGGAAGGAAACGUUGAGUGGUGCAGGGAGGAAGGUCAAACGGAAGCAGCAGGAGGAAUCUGAAAAGGAAGACUUAGAAGAGAAGGAAUUAGAAAAGAAAGAGGAGGAGGAGGAGGAGGAGGAGGAAGAGGUGGAGAAGGCGAGGAUGAGGAAGAAAGCGAUGAAGCUGAAGCGACUGGAAAAGAGUUUGGAGCAGUGGUCUAAGGAGGUGGUGGGUGAGGGAGAGGAGGAUGUGGAGGGGGAGGAUGAGGAGCCGAAAGGCCGGAAGGAGAAGGGAAGAAGACCCGAGAAGAAGAAGAAGGCGGUGCCGGCUGGGAAGGCGCAGCGGGGAAGCAAGAGGAAGGGAGUGACGAAGAAAAAGAGCGCAAGGGGCGGCAAGAAGAAGCUGAAGAAGAAUGAGAUUUUAGAGGUGCUUCAACAGGAGGAGGAGGAGGAAAAGGAGGAGGAAAAGGAGGAAAAGGAAGUGGAGGAGGAGGUGGAUGAGGUGGAUAUUAAGAAGAGAGAAGAGAACGAGGUGGCAAGUGGUGAAGGGAAGCCGUCUGGUGCGCCCACGCCCAGUGCCCCCUCCUCAGAACGUUUGGGUGGAGAAGCAAAGAAGGGGAUGGAGCAGGGGAAGGAGCAUGUGAACAAUGACGGUGAGGGGGCGGGCAGGGUGGGAGGGGGAGGGGUGUUGCAGUGGUGGGUUGACAAGGGAAGGGAGGAGGGUGGGGUGAAAGACGUGGGGGCGAGUGGGGGGGGUGAAGUGGAGGACGGGGAAGGGGAAGGGGAAGGUAGGGAGGUUGAGGGAAGGCGUGUGGAAGGAGGGGUUGGUGUGGCGAUUGCGGCUGUUGUUGUGAAGAACGAGGAGGAGAUCGAACUGGAUGAGAACGAGGAGGAGGAAGAGGAGGAGAAGGGGGGGCGGGGGAAGGGAGAGAACAGAGAGAGGGGAGAGAAGGGAGAGGAGAGAGAGGAGGUGAGGAAGGUUGGAGGAGUGAAGGAGAGGUUCGCUGGUGGGGUUGUUGCUGGUGGAAUGGUUGCACGUAAUGAGGAAGAGAUAAUAUUGGAUGAGUGUGAGGAUGAGGGGGGGGAGGAGGAAGAAGAAGAAGGAAAGGAGGGAGUAGAUAAGGCAGGAGGGGGGAAGGAGGGAGAUGGGUGCCAAGGAGGUGAGGAAGAGAAGGGUCGAGGGCACGGAGAGGAGGGCAGGAAGGCGAGCGCGGGGCAGGGCGGCAAGCUGACUAGUUCUGGCGCAGCAUCUGGGCAAAGGGCCUCAGCAAGUAGUGAAGCAGCUGAGGCUGUAGCAGCCGAGGGUGCAGCAGCAGGAGGAGCACCAGCAGAAGGAGCAUCGGCAGCAUCAGAAGCAUCGGCAGCAGCAGGAGCAUCGGCAGCAGCAGGAGCAGCAGGAGCACCAGCAGCAGGAGCAGGAGCAACAGCAGCAGCAGCAGCAGCAGGAGCAGCAGCAGCAGCAGCAGCAGCAGCAGCAGCAGCAGCAGCAGCAGCAGCAGCAGCAGCAGCAGCAGCAGCAGCAGGAGCAGGAGCAUCAGUCGCAGCAAUUAAGGGGGUCGUACCAUCGGGGAGCCAGGGGUCUGCACCAUCUGCCAAAGGAUCUCCAGCGCCAGCAAUGUUCGGGUCUGUACUGUGUGCUGAUGGCUCUCCCAGUUCAGCCAACAAGUCUGCCGCACAGCGGAUCAGGGAAUCGCUGAGCAAGGGCAAGGACGUGCGGAAAGAAGGCAGUGAAGAGAUGGCAAUGAGUAGGGAAGGCACGGCACAGCAAAAGACGGCACGGCAAUUGCUGCCAACGCCACAAGUGGCACAGCCACUGGCAGCGCUAAGAGCAGCGGUAUCACCAACAGUGGCAGCAGCAGCAACGGAGGUAGCAGCAAUAAUGGCAGGGGCAGCAGCACCGGAACGGGCGCCACCCUGGAUUCGUGCAGAUCCCCCACCACCACCAGCUGUACCACCACCAGCUGUACCACCACCAGCAGUACCGCCACCAGUGAUAUUGCCACCAGCAGUACCACCACUGCCACAACCAUUGCCACAACGACCACCAGUGCAGCAACAACCGCCACGGCCACAACCACCAGUGCAGCAACAACCGCCACUGCCACAACCACCAGUGCAGCAACAACCGCCACUGCCACAACCACCAGUGCAGCAACAACCACCACUGCCAGAUCCACCAUUGCCACGAUACGUGCCAGCACCAUGGGGUGCUGUACCCAGGCCUGCUGUUACACAGUUACCGCAUUCCACAGCAGCAGCAGGUUUUGGUGUGGAGAGAGGCCCCUAUGCGUACCAUGGCCCUCCCUCACAGUUCCCCACCCCCGUCCAGGCGAGACAUGCACCACUGCCCUUUCCAAUGGGCCCAUCUCCCAUGCAUGGGCCAAUGCAGCCAGCCAUGCAGCCAGCUAUGCAGCCGCCAAUGCAGCCAGCAAUGCAACCGUCAAUGCAGCCGUCAAUGCAGCCGCCAAUGCAGCCGUCGAUGCAGCCGUCAAUGCAGCCAGCAAUGCAGCCGUCAAUGCAGCCGUCAAUGCAGCCGUCAAUGCAGCCGUCGAUGCAGCCGUCAAUGCAGCCGUCGAUGCAGCCGUCAAUGCAGCUGUCAAUGCAGCCGUCAAUGCAGCCGUCGAUGCAGCCGUCAAUGCAGCCGUCGAUGCAGCCGUCGAUGCAGCCUUCGAUGCAGCCAUUGCACCUGCAGCCCGUACUGCAGGCAGAAACAGGCGGCCCUCCAAGGUAUGUGCCAUCACCACGGCCUUUCCCGCAGUUCCAGGCUCGUUCGGUAGCAGCAACACCUGUGGUGCAGUCACCGUUAGUGGAGAGUCCAGGAGCAGGGGUUUCACUGGCACAGACACCAGUACCGCCAGUAAUGGCAACUCUACCACCAGCAGCACCAGCAGCACCAGUUACACCAUUUGCAACAGCGAAGCGAGCAGCACCAUCACCAGCACCAGUAGCAGCACCAGCAGUAGCACCAGCAGCAGCACCACCAGCAGCAGCAGCACCAGCAGCACCAGCAGCAGCAGCUGUAGUGCCAUCAACUGCAGCAGCAGCAGUAGCAGCAGCUGCGCCACCAAACCGAACACAAGCCCCAUCGCCCCCCCUUCCUCUUCCCCUUCCUCCUCACUCCCCAUCCCCUCUUCAAACGCCUCCCUCUCCUUCCCCUCCUCUAAAUCCUCUUGCCACUUCUAAGCCUCCUCCCAGCAGCCCUCCCAUAUGCCCCUUAGAGGUAACAUUCCUCGGAACAGGCUCGGCUGAACCUGACAAGCUUCGGGGAACCAGCGGCAUCCUGCUCCGGUCAACAGUGACAGGCCUGAACGCCUUGCUGGAUGCAGGUGCGGGAACGCUGGGAGCACUCAAGCGGAGGUUCGGGGAAAACCAGGUUUGGGAGGAAAUUCGGCGAUUGUCGGUGGUUUGGGUGUCCCACAAGCAUGCGGACCACAUGCUUGGACUUGUGCCGAUCCUGUUUGGCUACCGAGAGGCGCAGGAAAGAGAAUCAAGGACGAACGGGUUUGGGCGGUACUGUAGGUGUAAGUUCCCCAAAGCCGACCUGCAGAGCAGCAAGCAGCAGGAGCAGCAGGAGCAGCAGGAGCAGCGGCAGGAGGAGAGGGAUGGGGACGAGGAAGAGGAGAAGUGGAAAAAGGAAGCAACUUCAUACCCUCUCUCCCACCUGAGGCGCAGGCAGAAGGUGUGGCAGAGGAAAAUAGCAGCACUCACAUCAGCGUCGUCGCUGCCCCGUUUCUCCCCCACCACUCCGCUUGAGCAUGGGCAACACAAGAGAGGCAGGGAGGGAGACGCAGGGACAAGUGAAGACAGGAGGGGUGGGGGGGAAAUGCAGAGCGACAGGCAGGGAGGGGGUGUUUGGGAGGACGAGGAGAGGGAGUGGGCAUGUUCUGUGUGUGGGAGGGCAGUUGCCAAGGUUCCGAGGAGGAGUGUCAGCAGGGCAGGGGAGCCAGGGAAGCGGCAGAAGCAAGGUGGGGAGAGGGGGACAGGGGAUGUGAGCCGAGGGGCGGUGGCUGCAGGUGGUGUGAAGCCGUUGCUGAUUGUCGGACCACAUCUGGCUGAAAAGUGGCUGGCUGAGGUAUCGUCGGCCUAUGCGGUGUCGUCCCGGCCCUUCCCUCCGUACCGCUUUGUGCACUGCAGCAACUUGAGCGCGUUCCCGCGCUUGGUGCCGCACAGCAGAGGGGCGUGGGAUGGGGAGAACCAGCUCCGACAGCAGAACUACCAGAAUCAGCGUCAUCAGCACCAGCAUCAUCACCAGCACCAUCAUCAGCAUCGGCAUCAUCAGCACCACCAGCAUCGACAUCAACGUCAGCAUCAGCAUCAUCAGCAUCAGCACCAUCAGCAGCAGCAUCAGCAGUUUGGUGUUUCUGUGGAGAAUUUGAAGCAGCAUCUCCUGAGGCAGCUGGGCCUCACCAAUAUCAAAGCUGUCCCCGCCAUUCACUGCGCCGAUUCUUGGUCUCUCAUUCUCUGGGGACCCGCUCCUGCUACACCUGCUACAGCUGCUACAGCUGCUGCUCCCCUUGCUCCUCUCCCUUCUCUUGCUCCUACUCCUCCUCCUGCUCUUACUGCUCCGUCCCCUCCUGUUUCUACACCUGCUCGGGGAUUCGAGGGCCUGAAGGAUCAGCAGGAGCCUGAGAAGCAAAGAAAGGAUGGAGAUGAGGAGCAAGUGCUGGAGAAAAAGGAGAGGGAUUGGGUGGAGAGAGGAGAGCAGAGGGAGCAGCGAGAGCAGGGAGAGCAGCCAGAGCAGAGAGAGCAGCGAGAGCAGAGAGAGCAGAGAGAGCAGCGAGAGCAGGAUGGGUUGCCGCAAGAGCAGCAGCUUUUUGAGGGGGGCUGUGGAGAGGGGCGUGGGAUGGGGAUGGGAAGAGGGAAGCAGCAGCACCUGGCGCAGCAGCAGCAGAUGGGGUUGCAGCCGCCAAUGCACCAGCCGGUGAUGGGUAUGCGGGUCCUUGAGAAUUCUCGGGACUUAAGCUCUAGUUACUCUGAAGCACGGUUUGGAGUGCAGCCCAGAAGGGCAGCGGAAGAGGCAGAGAAGGUGCGAGUGCAGGGAGGGAUCGUGCAGGCGCAAGCACAGUUUGACUUCCAGGUUCAAGCUGUGGUGCACAUGCCGACGAUUAGCCACAUGCAGGCACCAGUUAGUCACAUGCUACCGCCACCCAAUCCCAUGCAGCCACCACCCAAUCACAUGCAGCCACCACCCAAUCCCAUGGGGCCACCACCCAAUCACAUUCAGCCACCACCCAUUCACAUGCAGCCACCACCCAAUCACAUACAGCUGCAACCGUGGUUGAACCAGCCCCAAGUGCAGAUGCAUCCCCAACAGCUGCACCAAAAUCAUCACUACCAGUACCAGCAGCAGCAGCAGCAGGAGCAACAGCAACAGCAACAGCAUCUGCAGCAGCAGCAGCCACAGAGCCAACCCCACGACCACCAUCAGCCGCCGUGGCAGCAGCAGCAGUAUCAGUACCACCAACACCAGCAGCAUCACUCCCAACAGCACCAGCACCAGCAUCAACACCAUCAUCAGUACGAGCAUCAGCAGCAGCUGCAACAGCAGCAACAGCAGCAGCAGCAACUCCAGCAGCAACAGCAGCAAUACCAGCAGCAACACCAGCAGCAAUACCAGCAGCAACACCAGCAACAGCAGCAGCAAUACCAGCAGCAACACCAGCAACACCAGCAACACCAGCAGCAACACCAGCAGCAGCAGCAGCAAUACCACCAGCAGCAGCAGCAUCAGCUGCUUCCCCCGCAGGCACUUGUGACCAGGGGCGUCCAGGCACCGUUUCAACCAGAACAGUUGGUAGCACAAGCACGGCCUUUCACUAUGCACGUCCAUCGCAUAGCGCAACUGCAGCAGCCACACCAGCAGCAUCUCCUAAACCAUCCGCACUACCAGCAACAGCAGCAGAACCAGCAGCAGAUGCUGAUGCAGUCCCUGGGGCAGAUGCAGCCGCCAGGGCAGAUGCAGCCGCCAGGGCAGAUGCAAAUACAACUGCAGGAGAAGCCACGCGUUCGCAUCCAGAUUGAUGUAGAGCUCCAGCCCCAGGGGGUGCCCAUGCUGCUGCAUGUGGACCCUCAGGGCCAGGUGAAUCUUCAGGUGCUGCCACAGCCUGCCACAGGCGUUGCGCCACAGGCAGGAGCAGGGUCUCAGGUGGGAGUUCGGAGAGAUCAGGGGGCACGGGAAGAGCAGCUGAUGCAGGGGCAAGGGCAGCUGCAGCAGCAGGUGCAGUUGCAGGCUCAGCAGCAGCAGCAGCAGCAGCAGCACCUUCCUCCCUUUGGACAAUCUCAGGAGCAUGGCGACCAGCACUUUUCCGGCCCUCGUACCACUUACGAGCGAACAGAACAGCGGGUCCAACUACAGACCACCUCUCACACCGCCACAUUCACCAGCACGCGACUCACCACCCACUCCACCAUCAAAUCAGCCACAGCCGCCGCCGCUGCUGCUGCUGCUGCACGCACCGCCACCACCACCACCACUACAACCACGAGCAGCAGCAGCAGCAUGACAUGGUCGUUUGCCUAUUCGGGAGACACCCGUCCGAACGACAGCUUUGCCCGGGAAGCAGUGGGGUGCACGCUGCUGGUGCACGAGGGCACGUUUGCGUGCGAGUAUGUGGAGGAUGCGCGGAGCAAGCUGCACUCGACGGUGGAGGAGGCGGUGGGGGUGGCGAGGAAGAUGCUUGCGGAGCAACUCAUUCUCACCCAUUUCAGCAAGAAGCAUCGCGGGGUGUCUGAGCUGGACCCGCGGAGAACAGCUGGUAGCAGUGAGGGAGCAGCAGCAACAGCGCAGCAGCAGAGGCAGCGAAACCAGCAACAGCGGCAGGGGAAGCGGCAGCAGGCGCAGGAGAUAGAGGAGCAGGAGCAGAAGGGAGAGGCAGAGGCUGGCAAGCAGCAGGAGCAGCGGGUGGAAAAAGCAGCAGUGCCUGCUGUGCCAGCAGCUCUGGCAUUUGAUGGCAUGGUGGUUUUGCCAGCUGCCGCUGCCCGCCUAUCGUCUCUCCAGCCCAGGAUCUUCAGAGCCCUGGAUGGGUAGCUUGUAUGGGCCCUGGGUGUCUCGAGCUUGGAUGAUGGGCAUGGCGGUGGGGAGUGGUGUGAGAGAUGAGGUGGAUGUGCCAGCAGGAAGGAGAUACAGUAGUAUAGGUGAAGUGCAGCUCUGGUAUAUACUGUCCCGGGACAAGAAUCCAUGGUGCGUCAGUUCGUGCUAAUCUCUCCGUGUUACGUGGUGGGAGGAGCUGCUUGUAAUUUGUUGCUUCUGGCAGAUAGUUGUUUCCCUUCCCUGUACCCCCGUGCUGUAACUUUGUUCCCCCGUCUGUCAUCACGUCACAAACAACUGUCACAGCAAAUAUUCACUUAAAACCCUGGAGUGUAAUAUGAUUAGGCAG
Messenger RNA from Closterium sp. NIES-67, 11837 nucleotides. Lineage: Eukaryota; Viridiplantae; Streptophyta; Zygnematophyceae; Desmidiales; Closteriaceae. The record is from the annotation of a GenBank genome assembly.